CUCCUCAAGAGAUAGAGAGAGAUGAUUCCGCUAUUGAAACAUGUGAAUCUCACACUACCUGAAAAAUGCCAGGUUGAUUUGCUAGCAGAGUCUGCACUGGAGUGGGCGCUGCCCCCAUUUCAGAACGGAACAGUGCAGGAGCCACUACAGGACACUGUGGAAUCUCAUUUGAACAAAAUGAUGGCGCUUAUAACUCUUUUGAAAGACUUCAUUAUUGACCAGAAUAUUCUACUAUGCUAUGGAAACUGGGUGCUAGAAGUCUCUGAGAAUUUGGUGUCUACGCUGGUGAGGAAAACAGAUCCCAUCAAAUCCAUCAACAUUUCUCUACAAACUUUAGAGGUUCAGGUAAUUACUGUUGGACAAAACACCUCUGUGAAUAAAGUCCAUUCUCUCAUCACAAGCAGUGCAUCCAUGGAUAUCGAGUUGACUGGGAUCUCAAAGAACAGCAAUGUUACUGUGGCCUUUGUGAGUUACACCAACAUGUCAGACAUCCUGACACCUUCUACAUUUAUAAGCGAAACCAUGAUGUCUGCUGUGGUAUCAGUAACACUUCUCCAAACCACCAACCCACACCUCACCAAACCACUCAAUCUCACGUUCACACACAUCAGAGAGUUAGACCCUGCAGGCAUUCUCUACUGUGGGUACUGGACAGAAACAGACUGGGCUGAAGCUGGUUGUAACAUCACAGACAAAAACUCCACUCACACUGUGUGCUCUUGUGAUCGUCUGGGUACUUUUACUAUCAUGCAAGUUUUAAGUGACCAGGAUACGGUAAGCUCUAUCCUCAAGAUAUUGUAUAAGAAGCAGCUGUUCAAAAAGAGGUAGUGGUUAGUUUCAUGUGUUUCUGAGGAAGCACAGAAGAUAGCUUUCUCCAAAACCUCCCACAUUAGUAGCAGCUGUUAGAAAUUGGUGGACAAUCUUUCCCAGUUAAAGUGCAUUAAAAGGUUUGGAUUUUUUUGUGUGAUUUUUCUGAAUUUCAAGCACUAGAUAUGGUUUCAAACUACAUCUUCUGGAACCUGGUUUCUGGUUCUUCACACUUGUUAGGUGACAGUGGGCUUGUCUGAUAUUUAUUUGUCUUUGCACUUGAUUUACCACCUCAAAAAAAAAAAAAAUCAGUAAAGGUACUGCAUGUGUCCCAUGGAUACUGAAUGAUCUGUAUGAGCAUAUUGUGAAGACAAGUCCUCUAAUAAGCACAAGAGGUUUAAUAAUAGAGAUGUAUCAU
Molecule: messenger RNA, 1225 nt
Organism: Neoarius graeffei (lesser salmon catfish)
Lineage: Eukaryota; Metazoa; Chordata; Actinopteri; Siluriformes; Ariidae
Product: adhesion G protein-coupled receptor E3-like
Exons: 7
Coding region: 22-828 (268 amino acids)
Biological process (GO): adenylate cyclase-activating G protein-coupled receptor signaling pathway
Molecular function (GO): G protein-coupled receptor activity
Source: RefSeq, a predicted model, not a curated record